AUGGGUUUAUCAGUUAAGACAUUUUUGGGGAUGUCGCCGUAUGGAUUAGUAUCUGAAAAAGUUUUUCAUCUACCUGUAGAGAUUGAAUAUAAGGCAUAUUGGACUAUUAAAACAAUUAAUAUGGAUUUUAAUCUUGCAGAUGUUGAAGAGCACCGGCUACAUGCUUAUGAAAAUGUUAAGAUUUAUAAAGAUAAAGUCAAAUAUUGGCAUGAUAAGCAUCUUAUACCUAAACAAUUUGAGAUGAGGCAAAAAGUGCUCUUGUACAAUUCACGCCUUAGAUUGUUUCCCAGAAAACUCAAAUCAAGAUGGUCAAGACCAUUUGAAAUCACUCAAGUCUUUCCUUAUGGGGUCGUUGAGGUGGUUAAUGCAAGAAAUGAGCUGUUCAAUGUCAACGGACAAAGAUUAAAAUCCUACUUGGCGGGUGAAAUUGUCCCCAAAGGACUCAUAUGUCAUUUGGAUGACUCUCUUCAACUUAAUGAGCCAAAUCUUUUGAGUCGAGCCAUCUACUAUAAACAAAAGCGCUAG
Coffea arabica (coffee) is the source of this 525-nucleotide messenger RNA. RefSeq lists its product as uncharacterized. NCBI's taxonomy places the organism in Eukaryota, Viridiplantae, Streptophyta, Magnoliopsida, Gentianales, Rubiaceae. The record is from RefSeq and is a predicted model, not a curated record.